AAAGAAAAAUAAACCAUUAACCGUAGCUGAUGUGCAAGCUUGUUUUGUUUGGAACCGAAAUUUAAAAUUCGUUGCCUUUGUUCAAUUAAAAGUCCUAUUAACCUAAAAAUUAUGUAAAUGUUUACAUCUUUUCUAUUAAACUUUAAUUAAUUUCUUCUAGAAGCGCGUCCAUUUUAGUGUCAUUGUCAUAAGUUUCGUUAAUUGUUUAAAUAUUUGAUCAGUUGUAUUUGUAAAGAUAAAAUGUACAUUUCGUAGUAAUCAACAUGAUAGCUUCAAAAACAAUUGAAAAAGAGAACAUGAACAUUAUGCAAGUUCCAACUUCACCUAGCUUUUUAAAGCCUAAACCUAUAAAACUAAAAAAGAAAGCUCUGAAACCUACUGCAUUACCCCUGGAUGAAGUUGAUACCAAUAAGAAAAAUGUUGGCUACUUGACAAAGUCUCCAAAACUAGCUCACAAUCCAUUUCGGCAAAAUACGAAUAAGCGUAAGAAAGAAGAAUGUUUCGAUGAUGAAUCCGAUUCUUUGUUAUGGAAGAGAGUCAACAAGGACCAAGUGCAGAAAAGUAAAGUUCUUUCGAGUCCAGUUGUGCCUUCUAUGCUUGAUGAAUCUGCCCUGUCACCUUUCUCGGAGAAUAUAGCAUCUACUUUCCAAUUAUUGAGCGAAGAGGUAAAAGUUCCACAGAAGAAGAAAAUAUUGUCAGUUGACUGGAGCUUGAAAACUAAAAUAAGAUUCACCUCUCCCCAUUCAUUUCCCAGUCGUGGCUGUUUCCGUACCUUUGAGGAAGUCAAUGGAACCAUUGGCUUUGUCAGAUGUUUGCAUUCGGGAGACGAAACGGACAAUAAGUCUUCAGGUUUACACAGCAGCCAUGGGGCAAAGUUCUUCCAGCAGUGCCUUGUGUGGAUGCAUCCAAACAUUCCUUGGCUAAAUCUUUAUCCCAGGAGUGCCAAUUCUUUCACCAAAAGUAAAAGUUCCAGCAUCAUCUUAGAUUCCUCUGCUGAAGAAAAGCUUCAUUCUAGUUGGUGUGACAGUUUUCGUUCACUUUAUCAACUUGUUAGAUUGUACCAGUGUCCUUAUUUUUAUAUGUGUGCCUCUAGCUUUACUGUCCUGUUCAGAUGCGCAGGUGCAGGUUCCAUCCCUGUCCUGCAUGCUUUUAUAACACCCACUUCAAAGGGUUUCAGGAAAGCUCUUUCUGAGGAUGGAAUUACAUUUUCAAUGCCUUUCUGCCCCAAUAAGGAAUGCUCUAAGGAUUCAGAAUCUGGUUUUGAGGAACUUAAUAGUGACAGCAUGACAACUUCUAACUUUCUAGACGUAAAAGGAGAAGGGUCAGAUAAUGAAGAUGAUAUUGAUCCCAUUGAAGAUGAUGAAACUGAUACAUGGCUAGAAAGUUUGGGGUUGAGUCAAGAAAACUUUCCUUCUUUUAAUAAAAGCAAAAGGCGUGAUGAAAGGGAUAAACUGGAUCACAAGCCUGAAUCUUUAGUGUAUGUGGAAGACUCUGAAACGCAAGCUCUUGUAAAUUUCUUAUUGAAUUCUGGGCUGUGCAUUUCUAAGAUUGGACCAAUGGCCGGUAUUCCUCCUACUUUAUUGGCACCUACAGCAUUUCUUGGUGGGACUUUGCAGUCUUUGAAGAUCCGUCAUGGCAAAGUGAAAAGUGGGUCGAAAGAAAUGGAGUCGGUGGAAGUGACAGGUCCCAUCCUACCGAACACCCUUCAUUCUCUGUGUUCCCUCUUCAGCGGAACUCAAGAAGAGUUUUCUGCCGUCGUGUCCUCGGACACCCACACCACCGCCUUCUCCAAGGUCAAUCCCCACUCCCCCAUCCUCCCCUGUAUAUUUGCAAAGAACAAUCUGACCGACUGUGGCCUGCCGGAGACCUUCCUCAACCAAAUGUGUGCCAAGACUGAAGUGGCUGCAAUCACUUCUGUUACAUGGAAAGAUGGACUAUUCUCAUGGAAUUGAAAACUUUGUUUUAUAUUUUACGGAAAUAAUAUAUUAUUUAUUAGAUUGCUACAA
This is a messenger RNA of Parasteatoda tepidariorum (common house spider), 2006 nucleotides long. It is a transcript of the gene hd, whose product is annotated as humpty dumpty. The record is from RefSeq and is a predicted model, not a curated record. Gene Ontology annotation, cellular component: nucleus. NCBI's taxonomy places the organism in Eukaryota, Metazoa, Arthropoda, Arachnida, Araneae, Theridiidae. Gene Ontology annotation, biological process: nuclear DNA replication.